Molecule: messenger RNA, 684 nt
Organism: Nerophis lumbriciformis (worm pipefish)
Lineage: Eukaryota; Metazoa; Chordata; Actinopteri; Syngnathiformes; Syngnathidae
Source: RefSeq, a predicted model, not a curated record
AUGGCGUCGGGGGUCGCGCAGAUCUCGGCCUUGGCCCUGGCGCUUCUCGGCACGGCGGGGGCGUCGCUGGCCACGCUCCUGCCCAACUGGCAGGUCAGCAUGAGGGUGUGGUCCAGCAUGGUGGCCCCCGUAUGGCACACGCGGGGGCUGUGGAUGGACUGCGUGUGGUACGGCGGCGGGGUCUUCAGCUGCGGUGCCGACAAGUCUGCGUCGACGCCGCCCGCCUACAGGCAGGCCACACGAGCCGCCAUGGUCCUGUCCUGCGCAGCGGGGGCCUUGGGACUGUGCCUGACCUCACUAGGGCUCCGCUGUACCCGUUGGGGCGGCGACUGGCGCUCCAAGGGACGGGCAGCCGCAGCGGCGGGGGCCUGCUUUGUCUCGGCCGGCGCCCUGUCCUUGGGACCCGCUUUCCAGUUCGCCUGGGAGGCGCCGACUGUCAAUGAAUACCGGCCCGGCGGGGCACUCUGCGUUGCCUUCGUCUCCGCCGGGUUCCUCCUGGCGGCCGGCGUCAUCUUCUGUCUGUCCCGUUCGUCCGUAUCGCCGGACCUGCCGACGCCCACGGACCCAGAUAGAUACGCACCGCCCCGGGAAGACCGUCGCCCCCCGAGGGCCGGAGGCGAGCGUCGUCCGGCGGAGCCCACUGAGAACGUGAAAGACAGUUACGUCCUACAGGAAUACGUCUGA